AUGGUUGGAAAACAUCAUCACACUUCACACAGACUCAGAUCCAAAACCCUAAUCUUCACACUUCUCCUCUUCUCCUUCUCUCUACUCGUCAUCCUCUACACCAUCUCUUCCUCAUCCCCACCCUCCAUCUCCUACCCGAACCCAACGGAGACGUCCUUCGUCGCCUCCCUCGAGCAAUUCCUAAUCCACAAAGCACCGAAACUCUCCUUUAAAGACGACACGGCACGUGUCGAGAGUGAUGAUGAUCUGAGAAAACUCGAUGAGAGAGAGAAUCGGUUGUUAAACGAAGACCCUAACCGGUUUCCGGUUAAGGUGUACGUGUACGAGAUGCCAAAGAAGUUCACUUUUGAUCUCCUCUGGUUGUUUCGCAAUACUUACAAAGAGACUUCUAAUGCCACUUCUAACGGUAGCCCUGUCCAUCGCCUUAUCGAGCAGCAUUCUGUUGAUUAUUGGCUCUGGGCUGAUUUGAUCUCUCCUGAAUCCGAGAGGCGUUUGAAGAGUGUUGUGAGGGUUCAUAAGCAGGAGGAAGCUGACUUUUUCUAUGUUCCGUUUUUCACUACUAUCAGCUUUUUCUUGUUGGAGAAGCAGCAAUGCAAAGCACUCUAUAGGGAAGCUUUGAAGUGGGUUACUGAUCAGCCUGCUUGGAAAAGAUCUGAGGGAAGGGAUCAUAUUUUUCCUAUUCACCAUCCCUGGUCUUUCAAGUCUGUUCGCAAAUCUGUGAAAAAUGCAAUCUGGCUUUUACCAGAUAUGGACUCCACUGGGAACUGGUAUAAGCCUGGUCAAGUCUCACUAGAGAAAGACUUGAUUCUUCCUUAUGUUCCUAAUGUUGAUAGAUGUGAUGCCAAAUGCUUGUCAGAAAGUGCACCAAAGAGGACGACUCUUCUUUUCUUCCGAGGCCGGCUUAAGAGGAAUGCUGGAGGUAAAAUACGCGCCAAGCUUGGUGCAGAACUAAGUGGUGUCAAGGAUAUAAUCAUCACUGAGGGGACUGCCGGAGAGGGAGGGAAAUUGGCAGCUCAGAGCGGCAUGCGUAGAUCCUUAUUCUGUUUGUGUCCUGCUGGUGACACACCAUCCUCGGCGAGAUUGUUUGAUGCCAUUGUUAGUGGCUGUAUACCUGUUAUAGUCAGUGACGAGUUGGAACUUCCUUUUGAAGGAAUACUUGAUUACAAGAAGGUUGCUGUGAUAGUUUCUUCUAAUGAUGCAAUACAGCCAGGGUGGCUUGUCAAUCAUCUGAGAAGCCUUAUACCUUCCCAAGUCAAGAAAUUACAGAAUAGCCUUGCUCAGUACUCGCGGCAUUUCGUAUAUUCCAGUCCUGCUCAGCCAUUAGGUCCAGAGGAUCUGACAUGGAGAAUGAUGGGAGGAAAGCUGGUGAACAUCAAGCUUCACACGAAGAGGUCACAACGUGUUGUGGAAGGAUCUAGGAGUAUUUGCAGAUGCGAUUGCUGGAGGCCUAACUCUACUACAGCCUCCAAUUCCUUGAGUCCUCUCUUGUCUUAA
Eruca vesicaria subsp. sativa (arugula) is the source of this 1494-nucleotide messenger RNA. The record is from the annotation of a GenBank genome assembly. NCBI's taxonomy places the organism in Eukaryota, Viridiplantae, Streptophyta, Magnoliopsida, Brassicales, Brassicaceae.